AUGAGGCCGUUAACCAAUGAAGAAACCGAGCAGGUAUUCUCUAAACUAGCAUCAUUUAUAGGCGAUAAUGUGGCGCUUCUUAUCGAGCGAGCAGAUGGUGACUACUGUUUUCGGAAUCACAAGUAUCGAGUGUGGCUAAAACCGAAUGCGGAGCAACAGUUCCUCUAUGGAAACAACAUUCUGAAAUCUGGAAUUGCACGAAUGACAGAAGGCAUACCAACUCAUGCUGGCAUUGUUGUCUACAAUAUGAAUGACAUGCCUUUAGGGUUUGGAGUGGCUGGAAAGGGAACAGCAGAAAGUAAGCGUGCAGAUCCAACCGCUAUUAUUGUCCUCCAUCAGUGCGAUUUAGGAGAGUAUAUUCGUUGCGAGAGUACGUUAACAUGA
Messenger RNA from Cooperia oncophora, 384 nucleotides. Lineage: Eukaryota; Metazoa; Nematoda; Chromadorea; Rhabditida; Trichostrongylidae. The record is from the annotation of a GenBank genome assembly.